Molecule: messenger RNA, 5823 nt
Organism: Lachancea dasiensis
Lineage: Eukaryota; Fungi; Ascomycota; Saccharomycetes; Saccharomycetales; Saccharomycetaceae
Source: the annotation of a GenBank genome assembly
AUGAUUAGGGGCGAAACCAGCAAGAUGCAGGAGCAUUUGAAGGCUGUUUUACAGUCUCUGCACGAUGUGCCAUACUUUCAAAGCGCCAAGGGCCCUAAAGAACGGGCUGACGUAGGGAAAACGUUAAAAAGCUUCAUAUUCCGCUAUCUGUACUAUGUUAUUUCGGGCCAUGGUCGACUUUUGUCCCUGUUGUUUCCGGGAGCACCGCCGGAAAAGUUCCCAAAAAGUCUGGAGGAGGCCCUGAGCAUGGAUUUGGCCAUGCAACGCAAGAAUGACCCCUUCUAUACGAUAGAAGAGGUUGUGACAAGUCAACAACACCGCCACACAGGUAGAAACUGUGGCCGCAAAUUUCUUCCUGGAGAGCCCAUCUAUCGCUGCAAAGAAUGCGGUUACGAUGAGACGUGUGUGCUGUGUAUCCACUGUUUUCAUCCGGAUGAUCACAAGGGUCACCACGUCUACACCAGUAUCUGCUCCUUACUGAACACUGGCAUAUGUGACUGCGGGGACGUCGAAGCAUGGCACAACAGUUUGCAUUGCAGAGCCGAACUGUCAGACAGUGACCUGGAGGACCAAGACUUUGACCACGAUGAAGGCUUUCAGUCCGUCGAAAUGCAUCAGCUUAUUGAGAAUGCGCUUACAGAGAUUCUGGACCACUUUCUUGACGUUUUUAAUCAAAACAUUGAGCCUUUGCCCACGAUUCAAAAGGAGAUCACAAUAAAGCUUAGGGAGAUGGAACAAGCUAACAAGGCAAACGAGAAGUUGGAGUUUUUGAAGGAUCUCCAAUAUACAAAUGAGUAUAUUCUAGAGCACCACGAAGACGGGCGGUUUCACCGCGAAACGAAUGACCUCUAUGAAAAGGAUGGAGGCUUGGUGGAAACUCAGACCCCGGACUACGCAGUCAUGGUGUACAACGAUGAGUAUCAUAACUACUCUCAAGCUAUAGCUGCUCUGAAGCAAGGAGCCCCAGAUGACAAGCACACAGACAAGCUUACUGCAUGUAUUGAUGGAGAGGGACGCGCAAUGUUAAAGUGCUCAAAAGAUUUGCCUAACAUUUUAAGCGGGUUUUUCGCCAUCCGCACCAACGGUCUAUCCGCCACCUUAACAACAUGGGUCGAGUACAUUCAUCAAGAGGCCUGUAAAUACAUGAUAGCAUGGAUCAAGCAUGGUUUAACCAUUCCCAAUGCUGAGUUUCAGCAAAUAUUUAGAGAGAGUCUGGGGACUGUUCUAUGUUCGGAAAUCACAAAUUUCGCUGAAAAGCGAGAUGUCAGCACCAUAGUGGAUAAGCACUUUCCUAUCAAGAUUCCCACCGAUACCAAAUUCAGAUAUGCAGACCUCUCAGUGCUGGACAGGGGAAAUACUAUUCCAUUAAGCCAUGAAAAAGAACUAGCGGCAGAUGCAACAGACUCCAUUUCGGCUACUCUGAAUAAUACCAUAACGCCGACCUCCAAACCGUAUUUUAAUUCGAGAUUACAGCAUUUUCUCUUCUUCGACAACAGAUAUUGGAAGGGACUGCGCAAGGAGAUCCAGGAUGUGAUCAUUUCGACGAUGGCAUCUAGUGUCAAGUUCAAGCCUGUCUUCUGUACUCAGUUGGUCCAAAUUUUCAAUCACAUGAGUAGAUCUUUAGCGUUUAUGGACCGGGAGCCUCAACUGUGCGCAUUACGGGAGUGCGUUGUACAACUCUUUACAUGUCCAACAAAUGCUAAAAUGAUAUUUGAAAGUGGAAGCUUUAGCAGCAUAAUGUGGUCAGUAAUUGAUAUUUUUGCGGAGUUUUCAAGGAAAGACGCUGGUCUUUUAAUUUGGCAAAAGGUUCAAAAGACAAACCCGAGCAAGAGUUAUAGAUUUUCGUUUAAGCAGGGCUUUUAUGCGGUGGAAACAAUACUGAGCAAGAUAAACGACCCUAAUCUCCUGCUGCGGACUCCAGAAUUUAUUGCUAUUGUAACUCUGUGCAAACUUUUCAAUGGGGCUUGGAAAAUAAAGCGUAAGGAAGGAGAGCAUGUUCUGAGAGAGGACCAAAAUUUCAUACCUUAUGUGGAGUAUACGACUUCCGUCUUCAGCAUCAUUCAGACCAUCGAUAAGACGCUUGCCAGUAGGCGUGAUGAAGUAGAAGAACAGCUGAUACUAAAUGCCAUAAGGCUAUUAAGCACAUUUUUGGGCCACAGAACUUGCCACUACAAAAUUGUUCAUGAGACUCAUGAGGUAAUAAAAUUCAAGGUGAGCAAGCAACGAGUUGCUUUUAUGAAUCCUGUCCACACACUUUUGUCAUUUUUGAUGGAAAAGGUUCCGCUAGAAAAAGCACUAUUAGCCGCUGCGGACUGUGAAGAUUUCCUCACAAUUUCUGACAUUCCCCUUAGGUCUAUUGUCCUUUGUUCCCAAAUUGAUGUCGGCUUCUGGGUUAGAAAUGGUGUGUCUGUUCUCCGUCAGUCGUCGUACUACAAACGCACUCCCGACAUGGCUUCCUACAUGCGCGAUAUUCACCUCUGUCAGCUUACAUUUUUAGGAGAGAAGGACAAUCUAGUCAGAUUGAUCUACAACACACUAGAGAGGUGGGAACUUUUGAGUUGGCUUGAUGGAGAAGAAGAAUUUCUACACACCCAAUACGAAGACAAAAUUGUCUUUAUCAUCCAACAGUUCAUCGCAUUUGUCUAUCAGAUACUUGCUGAAAGGCAUUCUUUCAAAAAGUUCCAGAGUUUCAAAGAAAAGGAAUAUUAUCAGAUAAAAAAAUCCAUCAUGUAUGGUCUGUUUAUGGAACCUCUAUCCUACUCUGACCUUUUUUCAGCAAUGCCCGAGUAUCUUACUGAAAGUUCGAAUUUAUUUGACCAAGCGUUGCACGAGGUCUCAAUUUUUGUGGAGCCCAAGGGCCUCGAAGAUAAUGGUGUUUUUAAACUGAAGCCUGAACUUUAUAGAAAGAUUGAUCCGCUGCAGCUGCCCAACAUGGGAAACGAUUUUGAACAUAGUGCAUCUGUUAUUAUGUCUCAUUUAGCGGAACCUGGACAUGAUGCCAAAAAAGUUGUGUUGGAACCUCAAUUGACACACCCGAAACAUAUGGACGAGGGUGCUCGUAACUUGGGUGCCUUUACUCGAACCGAUGCAUUUGCCAAAGUAAUCUUCAACCUCCUGCAGGUUUGUCUAGAUUUUGAUGAAGGCACCUUCAUUUAUGGUUUACUGCAUUUGGUUCAUGCAAUUUUCAAAGACCAUGAGCUUGCCAAUGGAAAGAACUCAAUUCCAGGACCUUAUCUCUCGAUUCCUGUUUGCAAUCUGUUUCUCACCAUAAUCGAUUCUAAGUCCGCGGUUUUUUCGGAGAGCGCAAUUGCAAAGGCCGAUUUCUUAUUAGAGUUUAUGAUUCGAAGGAGACCAGAAGCUGUACUAGACUCUUUACUCUCAUGUUUCGGAGAACAGACAAUUGAGCUGUACAAAUCAAAAAAAUUAAAUCAAGGUGUGAACCUCGAAGAAAGCGAGAGAGAUCGGAAAAAACGGUUAGCAAAGUCGCGCCAGGAAAAGAUACUGUCUAAGUUCUCAAAACAGCAGUCAAAGUUCAUGAAAGGGGAUGAAUUCAAACUUGAGAGCAAGGACGGUGACGUGGAUAUGAUCGAUGUCGAUGUCUCUAAUGAGGAGCAUGACCACACUUGUGCACUGUGUCAGGAUUCUGAAUCAACCGACGCAUUCGUUAUCCCUCUAUACCAUGAAGCUUCCCCAAUUUUUAGAGGUGGAAAUAUUCACGAUAUCGGACAACUGGCCACCAUUUGGGGGGGCUUUGGCAAUGACGACGAUCAUCCCACAGUUUAUGACGAAGAGACUUUAGAUGCUUACAAGAAAGAUGGUACUCGUGGUUCCCGAAAAGUAUUCUUCUCUUGUAAUCAUUAUAUUCAUUACAAGUGCUUCAAACGGUAUGCUCAGAAAAAAAGGUUUUCUACAAAUGCCUUCAUUUGUCCAGUGUGUCAAACAUUUUCCAACUGUGUUAUGCCGGUUUCGCGGAAGGCGUGCAAAGAAAGCGAGAUUUCUGUGACCGACUUGCUUGAAUCUAACGUGGUUUGCCCACCUAUCAGCUACAUACAUGAUAGCGACGUCAAUGAAGAUUUUAGUGGCAUCUUCAAUAUGUUUGUGGAAAUAAACAAGCAAAAUAAGUACUACGAUCGCCAAUGGGCAGCUACUCCAAAGUUCCAAAGGCCUGAGGUUGCUCUCGUUUUGGCGGUGCAUUGGUCCAAUACAAUCUCAAUGCUGGAAAUAUCUACCCGACCUUUGUUCCUGGGAAAUGAUAGUGUAUUGCAAGGGAGAGAGCAAAAGUAUAAAACUUUGCGAAAUGUCCUCUCUUCCAUCGCCUGGCUUUAUAAAGUAGUGGGGCCACCCUCGCUGGAACAUAUCCCUUAUGUCAACAGCGAAGGUGUCACCUGGAAUCAUAACCAGCUUUUCCAGUACAUCAUUCGCAAUUCCCUUUUCACUGCUGCUCCUAUUUCUGACACCAUAACAAAAGGUUUAGCUCUGUUUGGUAGACAGUUGAUCGUUGACUUUGUGAAGGGCCAGUCACCCAAGCACAUUGAAAAAAUGUUCGAAGAAUAUACCAGUUCAGGUGGCAGCGGCAAGGUUGAUGAAAGUCUUCUCAACACCAUGCGUUCUAUAUGUGAUAUCGGCAUUGCGGAUGAAGCCCUUAACACAAAGCUGUACACGCUGGCGUAUGCGAGCUUGGAAAAAAAUCUCCUGCCAACGAUAAGAAGAUGUCUGAUCUUUUUGAAGGUACUAAAUGAUACGUUAAAUUCUGAAGGUUCUCGUUUGAUCUUAAACGAGGUUGAUUUCGAAACUCCAUUCACGGAAUACGCAAACUUGACUGAAUACAUUAACACUGUAAUCAAGGAAGUCACGUUCUGCGAUAGCGUGGACGGCCUUUUGAGAUACUCCUGCGGUACCAACAUGGAUGAUCCUUAUCUGUCCAGAAUUCCUUAUGAAUACACUGGCAUCGUUAAACUAGUUGACCUCGCACCACAAUUGAAUACUUAUCUCACAAAUUCAAGAGACGUGAAAUUGCGCGAUGAGCAUCCGGCGCACAUGAAAAAUGCAGGUAACCGCCUAGACUUUAAAAUCUGUUUAACGUGCGGUGUAAAAGUCCAUGCGCGGAAAGAUCACACAGAACUAAUAAGACAUUUGGGAAGUCAUUGCUUUAAGCCAUUUGGGCUCUUUCUCAUUCCAAAUCUGAAUGAAGUUUGCUUGAUACUAACAAAUCCAAGGUGCUCCAUUUCAAUUCCGGCGCCCUACUUAAACUUUCAUGGUGAAGCCGGCCGGAAUGCUAUUCAGCGGGGUGAUUUAACAACCUUAAACUUGCGUAGGUAUGAGCAUCUCAAUAAUAUUUGGCUGAAUAAUGAAGUCCCUGGACUUAUUAGCCGCGUGAUGGGAGACGAAUUUAGAGUUUUGAUAAUUUCCAAUGGAGUGGUUCUGAAUUUCAAUAGAAACGUCCUCCGGCCUCGUAGGGCCAAUACCGAUGAGCUUGAUGGUGAUAGCAGCAGCAGUGAAGGGGAGGAUAACGAUGAUUCAGCAGGUGGCGAAGCCAGAUGGGAGAUUCGUCCGGAUGAGUUCUUUGAAGAAGCAGGUAUUCGUUUAGAGGAUGCCGACCCAAUACCUGGUGGAGAUAUAAGGGAUUUUUUUCAGUUCAUUAACAACUUAAGAACUGAUACUGACACCUUUGAGGAUGGGCAGGCUGAAGGAGCUGGUAGGCUGGGUAAUUUUUUUGUUCCUCGUUUCGAAUUCAUUCCCAAUUUCAGAAAUUUAAAUGGACCUGCUGAGGAAGCUGAAGGUGAGGGUGCUGAGGAUGCUGAGGAUGACGAGGAUGCAGAUUAA